GCGGAGAACAAAAACAGCAACCUGUUAGUGAAGUUGUUGCUGAACAGGAGGCGGCAGGAUGUUUUCCAGCUUGAAGGAGAAGGUCGGUGAGGUCCUGCUGCCGGGGGAUGAGUUCUGCUUCGAGGCCGAAGAGAACAUCUCUCUGACGGCGCCCGUGAAGUCGGAGAAGGUGGUGUGCGGCCCGGGCCUUCGGCGCUGCGGGGACCGGCUGGUGGUGUGUAAGAGCGGCGUGCUGCGACACAAGGAGCCCAACGUGUUCUGGAUCGACUCCCAGCAGAGAAGGUAUGUCCCAGCUAAAGGAGAGAGCAUCAUCGGGAUCGUCACAGCCAAAUCCGGAGACAUCUUCAAGGUGGACUUUGGAGGGAGCGAGCAGGCGUCUCUGUCCUACCUGGCGUUCGAAGGGGCGACCAAAAGAAACAGACCCAAUGUACAGGUAGGUGACCUCGUGUUUGCGCAGUUCCUCAUAGCCAAUAAGGACAUGGAACCGGAGCUGGUGUGUAUCGACGGCUCAGGACGAGCCAAUGGGAUGGGAGUGUUUGGAGCAGGAGGUCUGCUUUUCAGAGUGUCUCUGGGACUCGUCAGAAGGCUGCUGGCCCCCCACAGCGACAUCCGCUCAGACCUCGAGCAGCUCUUCCCGUGUGAGCUCGUGGUUGGGAUGAACGGACGCGCUUGGGUCAAAUCGUCCAGCGUGCAGCAGACGCUGAUCAUCGCAAACCUGCUGCAAAGCGCCGAAACCAUGACAGCCCAGCAGAGGCAGCAGAUGUUCAGGAAGAUCCAGCAGGGGGCGUUCUAGACCGCUUCAGACCACCAGGACCAUCUCUGAACCAGCAGAGGUGGUGCGCAGGUUGCUUCUGACCGGGAUCCAGGUGUAAUGCUGCAGUGAUGUCACUCCUCGGCUCUGUGACAUCACACGGAGCUCCGUGGCUUUACGAUGAGACACAAUCUGAAUGUUCUGGUGGCACAGCGGUCAAAGAAUCUGCCAAUCAGACAGCCACAAACACGGCAGACUGUCAGGGUAAAUAAACUGGAGCUGGGAGGGGGCGUAGGGGAAAUCAUCUGAAAAACGUAUUAAAACUUAAAUUCUUAAUGUUCAGUAAAGUGAAGGAUUGACUAAAGACCAGCUUCUUCCAAUGAUCCAGGAGUCAGUGCAUUUUCCAGCAUGAUGGAGCGCCACGCCACAGGGCAAAAGGGAUAAAAGCUUAGAUCGAUGAGCAGAAACUCGCCCGAUGUUAAUGAGUUUGAGGAUCUGUGGUCGGUCACUUGGAGGGCUGAUAAGGCAGGAAUGGAUCUGCAGCACACAGAGAACCUCAGCUGUGAAGAUCAAGUCUGUAAAUACUGACUCUGUGCAUACAUUUGAUUUAAUUUCCAAUAAAAGU
Archocentrus centrarchus (flier cichlid) is the source of this 1376-nucleotide messenger RNA. It is a transcript of the gene exosc3, whose product is annotated as exosome component 3. Gene Ontology annotation, molecular function: RNA binding. The coding region runs from base 59 to 793 and encodes 244 amino acids. NCBI's taxonomy places the organism in Eukaryota, Metazoa, Chordata, Actinopteri, Cichliformes, Cichlidae. The transcript is spliced from 4 exons. The record is from RefSeq and is a predicted model, not a curated record. Gene Ontology annotation, biological process: TRAMP-dependent tRNA surveillance pathway; U4 snRNA 3'-end processing; nuclear-transcribed mRNA catabolic process, deadenylation-dependent decay. Gene Ontology annotation, cellular component: nuclear exosome (RNase complex); cytoplasmic exosome (RNase complex).